GCCCCGGCAGCUCGGGCUGCGCACCGCCGGAAGCGAGCGGGGAAGGGGCGGCGCGGCGGCGGGCAGAGAGCGGCUAGGCGCAGAACGGCGGACCAGACAUGCCUCUGGCCAAGGAUCUACUGCACCCCUCCCUGGAGGACGAGAAGAGAAAGCACAAGAAGAAACGGCUUGUGCAGAGCCCAAACUCCUACUUCAUGGAUGUAAAAUGUCCAGGAUGCUACAAGAUCACUACAGUGUUCAGUCAUGCUCAGACAGUAGUUCUGUGUGUAGGGUGCUCAACUAUCCUGUGUCAGCCUACAGGGGGGAAAGCCAGGCUCACAGAAGGCUGUUCAUUUAGAAGAAAGCAACAUUGAAGACUUCAGCAUGUGGUUUUGGAUCUGUAUUCCUGAAAGCCUUAGCAGUUGAAAAAUGCCUUUUCACAUAACAAUGUCAUUACAACUGAUUUUGUAAAAAUUACAUGCUAUUGGUGACUAAUGAAGCUCCUCUUCAAUAAAAGAUUUGAAGUGCAAGUUUUCCCCGCAGUUUUGCAGCCAGCUUUCAAGCAGUGUAUUGCUAAUGGGCUGGUGUUAUUUCAUACAAAAACCUUGGGACUCCCUACAUAUUUCCCCUCAUUAAUCAUCAGCUACAGUGGUACAAUGCACAGGGUGACAGAAACUGGGGAUGCUUUAUUACUGCAGCUAUCCUGACUUCAAGGGUUGCAAAGGCUAGAUGGAUUUUCAGUGGCUCAUUUGCUUUCAGCAUGGCUUUA
Molecule: messenger RNA, 748 nt
Organism: Dryobates pubescens (Downy woodpecker)
Lineage: Eukaryota; Metazoa; Chordata; Aves; Piciformes; Picidae
Gene: RPS27L
Product: ribosomal protein S27 like
Exons: 4
Coding region: 99-353 (84 amino acids)
Biological process (GO): translation; ribosomal small subunit assembly
Cellular component (GO): ribosome; cytosolic small ribosomal subunit
Molecular function (GO): RNA binding; structural constituent of ribosome
Source: RefSeq, a predicted model, not a curated record